UCAUCCUGAAAACGUCCCGCUUACAACUUGUGGGAACAGCUAUGACAUACACGCACUUACAUGGUCAGCUCUGAGGUGACAUGUAGAAGAAGCUGGUUGAAGUAUCUGGUUCGAGAAACUUUUACACGAACGGCCUGUAACUCUUGAGAAGUUUUGCAGCAACAGUGUUUUACUCCUCUACGAGCUCCUUGAAGACAACAACGCUGAAAUCUUGGACCGUUCUUCAGAACUUCUGAACCUGACGUUACCCUGUCAGUCCCUUGUGGUUUGAUCAACGUUUGACAAACAUGGGAAGUAAGACCCUUCCAGCUCCAGUCCCGCUCCAUCCAUCCUUGCAGCUGGCCAACUACUCCCUUCUGCAGACGUCCAACGGCUUCCAGCUCCCGUCGGACCACGUGCCCAGCAUCUACAGUUUCAGUGCCCUGCACGCCGUACACCUGCAUCAGUGGACUCUGGGCUACCCGCCCUUUGCCCUGCCCCGCUGCACUUUCUCCAAGCUUCCUGGCUUGGUAGAUGCCCGGUUUCCCCUGCCCUCCAUCCCUCUCUUUCCACACCUGGUCCAGCCAAACAAGCAGGACUCCUCGGGGAACGGCCCUGGCAGCACUGGCAGCGGUUCCUCCAAGAACAAGCCCCGGUUCGACUUUGCCAACCUGGCAGCUGCUGCAACCCAGGAGGACCCCCUGAAGGCGGAGGAUCUGAGUGCCAGCGCGCAGACGCCCCAUCCGCCCACACUGGGCUGCCUGCUGGACGUGGCCAAGCUCUCCCCGGAGAGGAAGCCCAGCCGAGGGCGCCUGCCGUCCAAGACCAAGAAGGAGUUUGUGUGCAAGUUCUGCGGACGUCAUUUCACAAAGUCCUACAACCUGCUGAUUCACGAGCGCACACACACAGACGAGAGGCCAUACACCUGCGACAUCUGCCACAAAGCCUUCCGGCGACAGGAUCACUUGAGAGAUCACAGAUACAUUCACUCAAAAGAGAAGCCUUUUAAAUGCCAAGAGUGCGGGAAGGGAUUCUGUCAGUCGAGGACGCUGGCGGUCCACAAAACAUUGCACAUGCAGGUCAAGGAGCUGAAGCCUGCCAAGAUAAAGUGACGUCAACGGCCAAAACAAACAAGCGUUACGGGGACACUGGAAGAACAACGACCAGCAAAAAUGACAAGGCACAGAGACAGCAUUGUUCCUGGGCAACAUGAACAUAGUGUAAACUAUACACAUUUUGAUCACACCAAAGAGGGAUAUGUGAAAGUAUUCCGAGAAAAAAGGGACAGAAAUUCUUGUAUCAUGGAGAGACAGCAAUUCUUCUGCCAAAAGUGCUAUUGAAUAACCUGGAAUUUAAAUAAUGCGCCGAGACUCAACAGAAGGGACACAUUGGACUUUUUUUUCACAAUACUGUGUCGGCUGUUUUGUUUUCGGGGUUUGUAAAAACUGUUUUGUUUGGAGAACUCUUGUCAUGGGUUACAGUGUAAGAGGUUAUUGGGAAAAGACCCGCGGUCAGAAUUAGAAUGGAUCCAUUGAAUGUGAUCUUGGUCCUUGUGUUGACUCUGCCCUGGACAGGUUAUUCUGUUGUUGUUCAGAGGCAUGUAUGAAAUGAAAUACGCAGUCCUUAGCAGUAUCUGCAAGCUUAUGGUGACGGCCAAUGACACAUAGCCAUUGUCUCUUCUGUGAGAAAUCAACAUUCCAUUGUAAUUUUUGUACAGAUUUUCCUUUUUGUAUAACUGUUAUUUGGCACUUUAACCUGAUUAUUGUUUAUUUACAUAUAUCACUGGAUCCCCUAAACUUAUUUUAAGAAAUAAAUAGUCAUUUUCUAAA
This is a messenger RNA of Alosa alosa (allis shad), 1808 nucleotides long. It is a transcript of the gene osr1, whose product is annotated as odd-skipped related transcription factor 1. NCBI's taxonomy places the organism in Eukaryota, Metazoa, Chordata, Actinopteri, Clupeiformes, Clupeidae. The coding region runs from base 288 to 1091 and encodes 267 amino acids. Gene Ontology annotation, biological process: embryo development; regulation of transcription by RNA polymerase II; urogenital system development. The record is from RefSeq and is a predicted model, not a curated record. Gene Ontology annotation, cellular component: nucleus. Gene Ontology annotation, molecular function: RNA polymerase II transcription regulatory region sequence-specific DNA binding; DNA-binding transcription factor activity, RNA polymerase II-specific. The transcript has 3 exons.